Molecule: messenger RNA, 2877 nt
Organism: Bacillus rossius redtenbacheri
Lineage: Eukaryota; Metazoa; Arthropoda; Insecta; Phasmatodea; Bacillidae
Product: protein takeout-like
Exons: 6
Coding region: 39-788 (249 amino acids)
Source: RefSeq, a predicted model, not a curated record
AGUCGCUCCGUAUCGGCGUGAGGACAGCAGCUGUGAAGAUGGUUGUGUCGGCGGUGCUCCUGGCCGGACUGCUGGUGGUCGCUGCGUCGGCCCUCGAGCUGCCGCCCUACAUCAAGUCCUGCUCCAGGAAGGAUCCCAACCUGGACGAGUGCACGCUCAAGAAUGGAAUUGCAGCCAUUCCAUCCAUAAUCAAAGGAGACCGCAAGUACAAGAUCCCGGUGGUGGAUCCCCUGAAGAUCACAGAGAUCCGCAUAGAGGACGCCAACAAGGGCAGCUCGCCCACGGGUCUGCAGAUAGUGUUCAGGGACCUGAAUGUGCACGGACUGGAGCGUGUGCAGCUGAAGAAGGCGCGGUUCGACCUGCAGAAGCAGCACAUAACAAUCGAGCUGCACAUCCCGGACUUAUCGCUGCUGACGCGGUACGAGGUGGACGGCAAGAUCCUGGUGCUGCCCAUCAAGGGGAAAGGAGACGGCAACAUCAACAUGACCGACGUGGACAUCUCGUACGGGCUGGACUACUCGCUGGUGACCCGGGGCGGUGAUCAGCACAUGAAGGCGGGCAACAGCAGCCUGCAGCACUCGGCCCGUCACGUGCAGAUCUACCUGGACAACCUGUUCAACGGCGACAAGACGCUGGGUGAGAGCACCAACAGCUUCCUGAACGAGAACUGGGAGGUGCUGAACACCGAGAUAGGCCCGUACAUCGCCCAGGCAAUCGGCGAGGCCAUCAAGCAGAUCGUGGCCAACUGCAUGGACCUGGUGCCCUACAAGGACCUGUUCACCGACUAGGCGAGGGACGACGUCCCUCUGUGUCCUGGUGGCGGGGUCCUGCCUCACCACCUGGUGUCCUGACCGCAGCACGCCGUGUCUUCACCACCUGCUGCCCCGCCCACAACACGUCUUGUCUUCAACGCACGAGGCCGUGGAUGGCCGAACAGCAGUAGGCUACUUACUACCUUGUACGACUAGACCAUUGCUAAGCUUACAAAACGCGGAAAGAUCUCUUCCCAUUCGGUAUUCAUUAAUCCAGCUGUCGCGUGGAUUCCUAGUGGUUCGGUGAAAGAUGGAGCCCCCACAACAUACGAUCAGUCCGAACGAACAGUCCCGAAAAACUGCCGUGGAGUGCAAUCACGGUGGAAUGUUCAGUCGGAACUGGUGGCUUCCCAUCAGAUCGGACUAUGGACUCUAAAGCACUCAGUCCGAACAGCCGCGUGUGUGGAAACAGCGUCUCACCAGUCCAAACUGCCGGUCUAAUCAAUCAGUUCUUCACCAUUGUUUAUACUCCUUUGGCAACUUUGCUAUUUUUUUCCUUUCCUUUUUAUAACUAACAGUUAAACUGCAAUUUUGCAACAUCCAUAGAUUAUUUCACCUUCUACGAUGAAACGCUACAUUCAACAGCAACAGCAACCACAAAACUGAUCGUGUGUGUGUGGAAUACUUACGUUUGGACUGUUCGUUACGAACUGAGCACCCGAACCUAUCGUGUGUCCCGAGUAUUUAUAGGACUUUUCUGUCUACCCUGCAGUCAAACAUGCCGUGAAAUUAUAGCAUAUGGUAUCUCCUACAGAAAUUUUAAAAAAUAUAUCUUCUUUAUGUGCUAAACGUUUCUAGGUUUUCUCAGGACAGUCUUGGUACGUCUCUCAACCAACCAGGACUUGCCACAGUCUUGCCCUUCUCACUACGCCACUGCCUCAUAUCUUCGAGUUAGUUGUGGGUUUACCAGAUAGCCAACCAUGUUGCAACAUCACCUCUCUCUGGGAUCAAAGUGUUUUUGUAGGAACACAUAGGUACAAACCACCUAUAUAGACUAUAGAUGAGAUGUUGAUACCAUAAAAAAAAGUUACUGCAACACCCGUAAGUGUUUUAAACGUCAGGUUAGUAGCGUUCUGCAUACAAACGAUUAUUGCUCGUAUUAAAGUCUGUUAAGGGGCCCGCCUACCUGGGCACACAUACGGUGUGCAGAGCUUCAGGAAAAACAACGCGAUUUCAAAACUACUCAAGAUAUCCGAGUGGGGCCUAUUUACGAAUAGCAUUUAAGAGUUCGCUGAGGACCGAAAAGUACUUUUAAUUUCGGAUUAAGUUUUUAAACUGUAUUUUUAGAAGCGUUAAAAUGCCUAAAACGCGUGUUUUCAGAGUAAUUUUUAGGCAUAAAACAAUCAGUACAGAUUCUUGAAAGUACUUAAGGAGCUUGCAUAACACCUUUAUCUUCAUUUCUCCGCCACAUAAUGUUACGGUCACCGCUCAAAUUUCACAGUUAUCCUGUGACGACGAGAAGACUGCGCGCCAGUUCAGAGCCUUGCGCUUAGAGGCUAUACCGCGCUGGAAGCACCAGCGAACGUCGCGCUUAUCACCCCGCCUCACUAACACACAUACACCCCUGACGAGGCGGGCCCCUUAAGUGCUACCUUGUGAAGCCAUAACAGAUUAUGAGCUAUUUGUCCUUCCUCUUUUCAGCUCUUGCUACAGUUACUGCAGUUGCUACACUAGAGUGAUCAUUCAUUUAUAUUGUCAUGCGAGAGAACUGGCAGUUUUCCAUUUUACACAACUGCAUUGCAUAAACUAACUGAAUAAAUUACCAAUAUAUAUAUAUAUAUUAGAUUUUGGUUUUUGAGAGCUUUACUCUAUUAUCAUCAGUAUUAUGAAGCACUGCGCUGAAAGAUUUCAAAUGGUUUGAAACUCGAAAAUUUUGUAGUCUAAUCUCCUUGAGUGUGAAAGGUUUAUAAGCUGAAGUAAAGGUAGUGUCUACUCAGUUCAUGAACGUAAGUAAAGCGCACUGAAGUAAGCGUGAAAGUAGAAUGGGAAACUGUCAUAUCUCUUAAUUUAUUUAAGAAUGUAACUUUUGUUUUAUUUGUUAAAAAAAAUAAAGGAAAGGAAAGUA